AACUCACUUUUCCAAUCCCCCAAAUUCUUAUUUAUAAAUGGACGCGGCGGUGGCGGAGGAGGGCGGCGAAACCGCAGGUUUCGAGUGCAAUAUCUGCUUCGGAUUAGCCGAAGAUCCGGUGAUCACACGGUGCGGGCAUCUCCAUUGCUGGCCGUGCCUCUGCGAAUGGCUGCGAUUCCACUCGCAAUGCCACGAAUGCCCCGUUUGCAAGGCCGUGAUCCGAGAGGAGGAGCUGAUUCCGCUCAACGGAAGGGGCGAUACAGCGUUUCAUCGGCGGCCGCCGCCUGAUUCUGAUAUUCGGCGGAGCGGCAGAUUGAUUCGGCCUAGGGUUGUGAGGGUGCGGUUGCGGGAGUUUUCUGGAUACGGUUGGUAUGGUGGGGAAUUGGAGGGUGGUGAAGAGAAUAGUAUUAAUAAUGGUGAUAAUAUGAAGAAGAUUAUCUUUUUCAUUCUUCUCUUUGUAGUUUUUGAUUUCUUAAUAAUUUGAUCAAUUUUUGUUUCUUGUAUUCAUAUUUCAUACAACCGCUCUUCCUAAUUCAUAUUUUCAUCUAUUA
Salvia splendens (bonfire salvia) is the source of this 551-nucleotide messenger RNA. Its product is annotated as E3 ubiquitin-protein ligase RNF185. Lineage: Eukaryota; Viridiplantae; Streptophyta; Magnoliopsida; Lamiales; Lamiaceae. The record is from RefSeq and is a predicted model, not a curated record. Gene Ontology annotation, biological process: ubiquitin-dependent protein catabolic process. Gene Ontology annotation, cellular component: endoplasmic reticulum. The coding region runs from base 38 to 484 and encodes 148 amino acids. Gene Ontology annotation, molecular function: ubiquitin protein ligase activity. The transcript has a single exon.